AUGUCGAACGACUCCGGAGACCACAAAAAGGUUAAUCUAAACGAUGCAUCUGGUGCCGAACAUAAGGCUGCAGAUGAAAUGGCAACCGCAAUACUAAAGAAGAAGAAAAAGCCCAAUUCAUUGAUGGUAACUGAUGCACUUAAUGACGACAACUCUGUUAUAGCACUUUCAAAUAAUACAAUGGAGACUUUGCAACUUUUUAGGGGUGAUACAGUAUUAGUCAAGGGAAAGAAGCGAAAAGAUACUGUUUUGAUUGUACUAGCAGAUGACGAACUUGAUGACGGCAGUGCACGUAUGAACCGAGUAGUUAGGCAUAAUCUCCGUGUCAAGCACGGAGACAUGAUUACGGUGCACCACUGCCCUGAUAUCAAAUAUGCUAAACGAAUUGCCGUUCUUCCAAUAGCUGAUACAAUAGAGGGCAUCACUGGCUCUCUCUUUGACGUCUUUCUUGCUCCAUACUUUAGGGAAGCCUACCGACCUGUUCGGCAGGGCGAUUUAUUUACAGUGAGGGGCGGAAUGAGACAGGUUGAAUUUAAAGUUGUUGAAGUCGACCCACCAGAAUACGGCAUUGUCGCUCAAGAAACCGUAAUUCAUUGUGAGGGAGAACCUAUUCAACGGGAAGACGAGGAAGGAAAUUUAAACGAAGUUGGCUAUGAUGAUAUUGGAGGCUGCAGAAAACAGAUGGCACAAAUCAGGGAAAUGGUUGAGCUUCCACUGAGGCACCCUCAGCUUUUCAAAUCUAUCGGAAUCAAGCCCCCAAGAGGUGUUCUAAUGUUUGGUCCACCUGGAACUGGUAAAACUUUGAUGGCUCGAGCUGUGGCCAAUGAAACCGGAGCAUUCUUUUUCUUGAUCAAUGGGCCAGAAAUCAUGUCUAAAAUGGCAGGCGAGUCUGAAUCAAACCUACGCAAGGCAUUUGAAGAAGCCGAAAAGAACUCUCCUGCCAUAAUAUUUAUUGACGAGAUUGACUCAAUCGCUCCCAAGCGCGAUAAAACUAAUGGAGAAGUUGAGCGCCGUGUUGUCUCCCAACUACUUACCCUCAUGGAUGGAAUGAAGGCCAGAUCGAAUGUAGUUGUCAUGGCCGCAACCAAUAGACCUAAUUCUAUUGAUCCCGCACUCCGUCGCUUUGGUCGGUUCGAUCGUGAAGUGGAUAUCGGCAUUCCCGACCCAACCGGCCGCCUUGAAAUCCUACAGAUUCACACCAAGAACAUGAAGCUAGGUGAUGACGUUGAUUUAGAGCAGAUUGCUUCUGAGACCCAUGGAUAUGUCGGAUCAGAUAUCGCGUCACUCUGUUCUGAAGCAGCUAUGCAGCAAAUCCGCGAGAAGAUGGAUCUGAUAGACCUUGAUGAAGAUACUAUUGAUGCAGAAGUUCUCGACUCGCUUGGUGUCACAAUGGAAAACUUUCGUUUUGCUUUGGGUGUGUCAAACCCAUCGGCUCUUCGUGAAGUUGCGGUCGUGGAAGUACCAAAUGUUAGAUGGGAUGAUAUAGGAGGUUUGGAGGAUGUCAAGCGUGAGCUCAUUGAAUCAGUUCAAUACCCAGUUGAUCAUCCUGAGAAAUUUCUUAAGUUUGGUCUAUCACCUUCUCGUGGCGUCCUCUUCUACGGACCACCAGGUACUGGUAAGACUUUACUUGCUAAGGCCGUUGCCAAUGAAUGCUCAGCAAACUUCAUAUCGGUAAAAGGCCCUGAGUUAUUAAGUAUGUGGUUCGGAGAGUCUGAAAGCAACAUCAGAGACAUCUUUGACAAAGCCCGGGCUGCUGCUCCUUGCGUCGUAUUUUUGGAUGAGCUGGAUUCCAUUGCAAAAUCUCGAGGCGGAUCUGUUGGCGAUGCUGGAGGAGCAUCAGAUCGGGUAGUCAACCAAUUAUUAACUGAAAUGGAUGGAAUGACUUCUAAAAAGAACGUUUUCGUUAUUGGCGCCACAAACAGACCCGAGCAGCUCGACAAUGCGCUAUGUCGACCAGGCCGUCUAGACACCCUUGUCUAUGUUCCUCUACCGAAUGAGUCCUCUCGUGCUGGAAUACUUAAAGCCCAACUCAGGAAGACACCAGUGUCUCCGGACGUUGACAUAUCUUACAUUGCCUCCAAGACACAUGGUUUCUCCGGUGCAGAUCUAGGAUUUAUUACACAAAGGGCCGUGAAGUUAGCCAUAAAAGAGUCUAUCUCUCUAGAUAUACAGCGGCGCAAGAACCGCGAGAUGGCUGGAGAUGAUGUCGAUAUGGAUGAUGAGACAGAAGACCCAGUACCCAUGCUGACCAAGGCUCAUUUUGCUGAAGCGAUGGCCUCUGCCAGGCGUUCAGUCUCGGAUGUGGAGAUCCGACGAUACGAAGCAUUUGCGCAAAGUAUGAAAAGUGCAGGCCCAGGAGCAUUUUUUAAGUUCCCUGAGGCUGGUGAGGCAGUUGCUACUGGUGAUGCCUCUGGUGGAUUUGGAGAUGCUGGCAACGACGAUAGCCUCUACGACUAA
Messenger RNA from Blumeria graminis f. sp. triticale, 2457 nucleotides. Lineage: Eukaryota; Fungi; Ascomycota; Leotiomycetes; Helotiales; Erysiphaceae. The record is from the annotation of a GenBank genome assembly.